Molecule: messenger RNA, 2374 nt
Organism: Heterocephalus glaber (naked mole-rat)
Lineage: Eukaryota; Metazoa; Chordata; Mammalia; Rodentia; Bathyergidae
Source: RefSeq, a predicted model, not a curated record
AAAACUCAGUGUGGUUGAGGUUAAAUACGAAAUCAGGGAGGUCACAGAGGGCCAUAGACAAGAGCCUGAGGGGAAUGUGGGGCAAUGUGGUAAAAGAACAGAGAAAAGAAAAUCUGCAGGGAAAAGACGGGGACCUCCCCACUCCCCUAAGUCCCGCCUCGCCCUCACAUACGCUGUCGAAGUCCAGGUCGGAGAGGUGGCAGUGACAACCCACCAGCCCCACGCUCGCCGCCCCCAUGGCCGCUGCAGCAGCUGCCGUCCUACCCCCACCCCCAAGUCUACGGAGCAGGACCCGGAACUCUUCUGUGGCAAUGCCCGCCGUUUCCGACCGGAAGUGUGCUGUUGCACCAGCGAGAACACUCCCUUCCGCUCCCAGAGUCCCCGCCCCCAGUUCAAAUGGGAAAAAAUGGCGGGGUCUUCUGAGCCAGUCGUCAUCGCCCCUCUGCUGGACGAAGCGUUAGCAACAGCGACAGCCAGCCAGGCCUCUGUGCCCACCACUCCCCGAGAGGACUUCCGAGUGCGCUGUACCUCGAAGCGGGCCGUGACGGAAAUUCUAGAACUGUGCGGCCGCUUCGUGCAAAACCUCGGAGACGCGUUGCCAGAUUUCUUGUGUGGAAAAUUUGAAAUGCAGAGGAGAAACCAUAGCUAAGGAGAUCAGUGAAGCCAUGAAGACUUUGCCUGUGUUGAUUGAACAAGCUGAUGGAUUUUCCCAAGUUUUAAAGAUGCAGCCUGUUAUCCAGCUCCAGAGGAUCCACCAAGAAGUCUUUUCUGGUUGUGAUGGGAAACUAGAUGCUCAGCCUGAGAGUAGCUCUGUGACACAGAUGGAAGCCACACCUACAGAGACUGCUGCCCGGCCGGCCUCUGACCUGGUGCUGAGAAGAAGGCGGAUUACAGACUGUGCCUUGAGAAAGAGGUACCCACUGCGGCCCAAGAGGAUUAACCUGGACACAUAGGCCUCUUCACUCAUUCUGGAAGUUGAAAAUAGGGUCUGUCAGCAUUUAGAUUCCAGCCAAAUGCCUAGACAGGGCUUCAUCUAAAUAACUCUGAUAAAAAUACAGUACUCUAUGCGAGGAUAGCUUGUAAUAUAUUUUCUUCAUCAUUUGAUCUGUAGUAGAUGAGUAGUAUUUUUUUAAUUAAAAAAAUUUUUUUUUGGUACUGAGGAUUGAACUCAGGACCUUUCCCUUGGAAGGAAGGCACUGGAACCACUGAGCUAAAUCCCCGGCCCCAAAUUUUUUUUUUUUAAUAUCAGCACAGAGCCCAUCAGUGGACAUUGAAUAAAAAUUUUCACUGUCCUUAAAUGCCAUCAGCUCUUGGCUGCCUUGCAGCUUUUGUGAAAUUCCAUGAGAAUCAUACUCUGCUGGGCUUCCCGGGUAGACGUCUUUCUUUAAAAAGGGGAGGGCUGCAUAAUAGUUAUUUAUGUGCUGGAAACUGAUCAUCACUUCUACACAACAUCAGGCACAUUGUUUUUAGAUGCACCUACUUUGUUUGUGGUGCUGUUUUGAACCCAUGGCCUUGGGCACGCCAAGCAUAACCUCUAUCACUGACCUACACAGGCCACAGGCCCCAGCCCUGGGUGCAGUUUAUCACAUUAAUGUCCAGGUGCUGAGGCUGGCUUUGACAUCGUUAUUCUAAAUUCAGCCAAUUUGCAUAUGUGUGAUUAAUUUUAAUGGAGUUGUGUGGGGUUUUUUUGUAUUUUUUUUUUUUGGUAAGGCAGCUAUUGUUUGUACAAGACUUUCUUUUAAGAAUUACUCUUAAUCGUAGAUGUGUAGCCAGUGUUUCUUGCCCACACUUUUUUUUCAUGGACCUUUUACCACAAGUUAACAUGGAGCUAGCAAUUUCUUUUUAGGAUUCUUCAUUUCUUUCUAGAUAGAUCCUUCCAAUUGAAAGUAUUUAUCAGAGUAAUACAUAGCAGAUUGUCAUUUUGCAACAAAUGCAAUCGUACUGAACUUUCACAUUUAAGGAUGUCUGUAUGUCAAAUGUCUAAUCAUUGAUAGAGGCCUGAAAAAUCUGUAUUACCCACACUUCAGACCUUUAGCUGCAGUCUCUGAUAGGUCUUACUGUGUCUCUUACACUGAACAAUGUAGGCGAGACUCCUGGUUUACCAGCUGUGUCGUCUUUGAUGCCUGUAAUACCUGCAUCCAUUUUCAGAGGAAUUUGCUAAUCAUGGCUUAGAAAACGUGUUCUCCUCUGGCUCAUUAUGUGUCAGAGUCGUAUGCAUCUGUAUUUGUCUACUCAGUCUCACUGAAGAAAACUUACCAAGCUACUUAAUUACAUUCUUGCAUUUUAUGUUUAAAUGUUACAUUUCAGAUCUGUAUAUUUGUAUAUAGCACUGUCCUUUUUUUGUAUUAAACUAAUGUACAGAGAUUAAGAUCUU